AUGAGUGACUCCGGUUCUCCGAGUGAAUCCGACUGCGAAGAAGUGAAUCACUGUGAGGUUGGCCGCGCCUGCAGUACACUACAAGACACCUCGGAAACAAGCCUGCUUUCUCGAUUUCCAAACGAGCUUCCCUAUGACAUCGGCCAGUGCGACGAUCCUUGCAAGAUGUGCGGUGCACUACAUUGGAAACUUGAGAGGACCCAAAGAAUGAAGUUGUGGGCCCAAGCGACGUAUUCAACCUGCUGUCAACAAGGCGCUGUGGCACUUCCUAGCGACCACUUGGAGAACGAUUUGACGCCUCCUUUCCUCCAAAACUUAUUUACUCGCCAGGACAAAAAUGUUCCGACAGAACAUUCGAAGUUACAAUAA
Melampsora larici-populina 98AG31 is the source of this 369-nucleotide messenger RNA. RefSeq lists its product as uncharacterized. The transcript has 2 exons. Lineage: Eukaryota; Fungi; Basidiomycota; Pucciniomycetes; Pucciniales; Melampsoraceae. The record is from RefSeq and is a predicted model, not a curated record. The coding region runs from base 1 to 369 and encodes 122 amino acids.